UCGGCCUGAUAGUCCCAGUCUCAUCCCCGCUACUCCAGCACACGUGAUCGCCGCCGCCGCCGCCGCCGCCUGCUACCCACACCAUGGCCCAGUCACUGCCUCGGCUAUCUGUUCCCGCGGUGCUGGCCCUGGGCUCGGCCGCACUGGGCGCCGCCUUCGCCACUGGUCUGUUGCUGGGGAGACGGUGGCCUCCGUGGGGAUCCAGACAACAGCGCCUGCUGCCCCCCGAGGACAGUCCCCUGUGGCAGUAUCUGCUGAGCCGCUCCAUGCGGGAGCACCCGGCGCUGCGGAGCCUACGACUGCUGACCCUGAAGCAGCCGCAGGGGGAUUCCAUGAUGACCUGUGAGCAGGCCCAGCUUCUGGCCAACCUGGCGCGGCUCAUCAAGGCCAAGAAAGCUCUGGACCUGGGUACUUUCACGGGCUACUCCGCCCUGGCGCUAGCCCUGGCGCUUCCCGAGGCUGGCCGCGUGGUGACCUGCGAGGUGGACACGGAGCCCCCGGAGCUGGGGCGGCCCCUGUGGAAGCAGGCCGAAGCAGAGCACAAGAUCGACCUUCGGCUGCAGCCCGCCCUGCAGACUUUAGAUGAGCUCCUGGCGGCGGGAGAGGCCGGAACCUUCGAUGUAGCGGUGGUGGACGCGGACAAGGAGAACUGCACCGCCUACUACGAACGCUGCCUGCAGCUGCUACGCCCUGGAGGCGUGCUCGCCGUGCUCAGAGUCCUGUGGUGCGGAGAGGUGCUGCAACCUAAACCCAGGGACAAGGCUGCUGAGUGCGUGCGGAACCUGAAUGAGCGCAUCCUGCGAGACGCCAGAGUCUACAUCAGCCUCCUGCCCCUGGGUGACGGGCUCUCCUUGGUCUUCAAGAUCUAAGAACCCCAGCCAGUGACCCUAGUUUUAAACCUGACAAUAAAAGGACUAGGACACACCA
Molecule: messenger RNA, 927 nt
Organism: Arvicola amphibius (Eurasian water vole)
Lineage: Eukaryota; Metazoa; Chordata; Mammalia; Rodentia; Cricetidae
Gene: Comtd1
Product: catechol-O-methyltransferase domain containing 1
Exons: 7
Coding region: 84-869 (261 amino acids)
Molecular function (GO): O-methyltransferase activity; S-adenosylmethionine-dependent methyltransferase activity
Source: RefSeq, a predicted model, not a curated record